AACUUGGGUAUGAAGCCGCCGUUGUUGCAACCCAGAUGUUCCCCUGGCGGCAGUAUUCACACAUUCUGUCAUGUUAGCGAACAUUCUAGGGCUUAUUGCCGUUGCGCUUUGCUGGGGAUUCACGAAUCCUUUUAUCAAGCGUGGCAGCAAAGGCUUGGAAGAUGUGACACGGCAAUACAAGCAGUCCCCUUGGUGGAAGCGGCAAACGGCUGAGCUUUAUUAUUUGCUAACAAGAUGGCAGUAUAUCAUUCCGCUAGUUAUCAACCUGAGUGGAUCGGCUGUGUAUUAUAAAACUUUGGGCGAAAGUGAUCUUUCCAUCGCUGUUCCAAUUGCCAACUCACUAACAUUAGCGCUUACCAUACUGGCGGGUGUCUUUCUUGGGGAAGAGCUUGGGUCUAAAGCAACAAUGAUGGGCAUUGCACUUGUUUUCCUCGGAGUGAUGUUGUGCACAACCGCCACAUUAACAUCUCAAUGAGCGAUUGGGGAAGCCUCCCGCGAUCUUCUAAUUACUCGCCAAAGUGAGCAUUAUUGGAAGGGAUGGACAGCCCCUUUCGGGCUUGUUCCUUGGUAGGGCAAGGGGAGGCCAUCAAACCACGACCGAUGUCCGCUGCAAACGUUAAAUAUCAUGUUGCUACGAUACUACAUAUAUGUCAGCCUGUUUUUCAGUGUCUGAGACUUCUACCGCUUGAGUCGAAGUGUCCUUGAUAUAUGUCAGGAGUGACGAGUCCUGGGGAAGGAUAGCCUCGCAAUACCAAUAUUUUGCGUCGAUUGAUCGGCUCUGCUGCUGCAGAAUAUCAGUCGAGGAGGGUACCGUAUUUUUCUAUGUCAUGUAUUCGCAAUUUAAUCAGGAAACUGAAUUAAAGGAGUAUAUAAAUAAAUCAUUGAGAAUGCCACA
Messenger RNA from Spizellomyces punctatus DAOM BR117, 895 nucleotides. RefSeq lists its product as uncharacterized. Lineage: Eukaryota; Fungi; Chytridiomycota; Chytridiomycetes; Spizellomycetales; Spizellomycetaceae. The coding region runs from base 71 to 475 and encodes 134 amino acids. The transcript is spliced from 4 exons. The record is from RefSeq and is a predicted model, not a curated record.